AUGAGUUUAAAAACUGAUCUGAAUUGUAAUCGAACACUUGUAUUAACAAAACCACCAAAUUUACCUGUUGAUCAAAAACCAUUUGCACCAGAAGAUAUAAAUGAUCCAUUUCAAAUACAAAAGAAAAAUAUUCGCACAGCCGCACUCAUCGUUUGUACAUUUACAUAUUUAAUUAUUGGAGCAUGUGUAUUCGAUGCACUAGAAGAUGCACCAUCAAUAGAUCGAAAGCGUCAUUUUGAACGGAAAUUUGCUCAAUUUAGACUUGAUCACAAUAUGACCAAUGAAACAUUUCGCCAGUUAGCAGAUUUAAUUGUAAAUAAAACUAUUCUUCGUCAUAAAUGGCAAUUUUAUGAUAGUUUCUAUUUUUCAACUGUUGUUUUGGCUCUAAUUGGCUAUGGUCAUCGAACAUUAAUAACAAAACGUGCAAAAAUAUUUUGUAUUUUAUAUGCAAUGUUAGGUAUACCCAUGUGGUUAAUUACAUUUCAAUCAGCAGGUGAAAGAUUAAAUUCUUUAUUAAGUUAUAUACUUUCAAAAAUCAAACAAUCACUUCCAUCAUUGAUGAAUUUACUUGUUAUACGUAUUGUUGCAUUUUAUUCUCAAGAACGUUUACUUGAAAAACUUCGAGAAGAAGAAGCAGCUAGUCAUGCUGUACUUCUUAAAGGCGAUGUUAUUUGUUCAACAAAUAUAAAUAAACAACGAUCAACAACAGCAUCGCUAGUAUCUGGAAGAACACCAAAUCAACAACAAAUAUUAAUACAUUCCAGUCAAACAUCUGUUUGUUCUUGUACUUGUAUGGAAACAUUUAGUGGUUGGAAACAAGCGAGAAAAAAACGUGCUAAAUGGAAAAAACAAAAUCGUGAAGAAAGAAACAAAACAAUGAGAGCAUAUGACUCACCUAACUCGGUUCAAAUUAGCUUUGCUGUAAGACGAUGUUCAGUAUGA
Molecule: messenger RNA, 942 nt
Organism: Adineta steineri
Lineage: Eukaryota; Metazoa; Rotifera; Eurotatoria; Adinetida; Adinetidae
Source: the annotation of a GenBank genome assembly